AUGAUCCUCCCAGGAGAUGCUAGAGAGAUGGAACGAUUUAUCUUUAUGCAUCAUCUGCCAAACUGUACGGUAUACGUUAGAAUUGUUACCAAGGCAAAAUUCCGCGGUGGCAAUAGAAGGAAGAUUAUGGAAUACAUGACGAGGGUAAAUGAAAACAAGUUUUACCAAAUAGUUCGAACGCCUAUAAAUGUGGACAUAUUGUCCCAAAAUAGCACUAAUGUGAUACAAGUGGAUGACAACUUUCAAUACACAGCCAAAAGAUUCAGGGUAAGAGAUGAAAUGACAUACAGAUUUACGAUUGGUAUGGUCCGGUACGGAACAUUUCUCCUUAGUAACAAAGCCCAAUCACUGAUAGAUAGAAGAAUCAUUUGGGAAGGAGGAUUAGAAAGACCAUUUAUAAAGAUAAUAUCGACACUUACAUACGGAGAACGUCAUAUUGUUUCUUACAAGUUUGUUGGUCCAGAAGCAGGCUUCGUUAUUGAUAGCAGGAAAACGACUAAAAUCUUUCUUAACCCAAAGGAUGAAAGAUUUGUUGAUGACUAUGGGCAAUUUCCCUUGAGUUCUGGAGGGGAAGAUCAAGAAGAUACGGAAAGGCUAGAGAGUGCUGCCAGCGCAUUCGUAGAUCCGGAAAGUGAAGAGCCGUCCACAUCAUCUUUUGUGCUACCUGAUAUCAUGCCUCCUGAGGCAUUUUCAGAACAACCAACAACUUCGUCUGCAAAUGCCUCACAACACUGGCCAUGUCUUCCAUUAGAAUCACGUAGAUAUACCGAGCCUCUUCGACCAGCAAAAAAAUCCUCUGCAGGUUACGUACCUCCGCUAGAAUAUUCGAUGGACGGAGACCCAGCAUAUUGCGUGGGAGCAAUAAACUGCAGAAGAUAUAUGAGAGGAAGAGAGACUGUAAUAGCCACACCUCAAAGUUCAGGAUGUGCAGCAGCGGACGAAAUAGAUUAUGACCAACGACAUUCUGACGGUAAUGUAGAUAGUCAGCACGUUUCCUAG
This is a messenger RNA of Theileria equi strain WA, 999 nucleotides long. RefSeq lists its product as hypothetical. The transcript has a single exon. The record is from RefSeq and is a predicted model, not a curated record. Lineage: Eukaryota; Apicomplexa; Aconoidasida; Piroplasmida; Theileriidae. Bases 1 to 999 code for a protein of 332 amino acids.